Molecule: messenger RNA, 1446 nt
Organism: Ambispora leptoticha
Lineage: Eukaryota; Fungi; Glomeromycota; Glomeromycetes; Archaeosporales; Ambisporaceae
Source: the annotation of a GenBank genome assembly
AUGUGUUGCCAGACAGCAAAAUGGAAACUAGAGAGAGACCGAGAACAAGUUCAAGAUCACAAAUUUGACUUUGUCGACGUAAACGAUUUUUAUCAAAGGAAUUGUAUACGGAAGAUAAAGUAUAUGUUUGUUUUCGGGGUGGUGUUGAAGUCGGUACUGGUGUAUAUUGCCGACCUGUGGACAGCCGGCAUCUUGCUUAUUUUCAACGAGUGGAACUCGGCAGUGAAACCGAAAAUUCCGUUCGAUGUCUCGAAAUGGAUUUUCUUGGGGUGUAUUUUUAUGUCGUUUAUCCUGUUGGCAUGGGAUAUGAAGAAGGCCAAGGCAAUUAUCGCCUCGGGUGAUAUUUCCUACGCGUUCACGAGUCUUAUUGCGUACCGUUAUUAUACGCUACGGAGCUAUGCGCAUUUCUGUUUCUUCUCGCAGAUUAAUAAUUCAAGGAAACGUUGGGAUCGUAUUGCGUUUUUCGUGUUUUUCACCUUCAAAGGUUGGAAACGUUUGAUGUUUGCUGAAGCGCCACGUCAAGCAAUUAACGCGAUUACGCUUUUUUCUAUUCUGCAAACACAACAUUUCUCCCUAAAUUAUAAAAAGUAUGGUGACAAUAUGGUACAACGUCUUGCUAUGUUCUUGAUGGCGUUCACUUUGAUUGUUUUUGUUAUUUCUGCGUCGUUACUGCUCAUCGCCUUCAUCCUAUACCUUCCCUUGCUGUGUCAUAUUCGAGGGAAUUUGAAGGAAUAUUGUUGUCACAAGAUCGACAAGAGAAUUGGUGAGCUAUUAGCAAAGAAAUCAAAGAAACGUAUCCUAAAACAAAUAGCCGCAAAGGGUGAUCCAAAUUAUCUAAAAAAUAAAAAAGGGGUGGCAACACCUCAGCUUCGUGAGCCCACUCUUCCAACGUUUGCAUACUUUGAAGAUACUAAAACAACACCUGCAGUGACCCCUACACUCCCGACACUUCCAACGCUUCCGCCUUAUCAACAGCAACAGCAACAGCAUAUGCCACCCCCGAUGAUGUUCGAGGAUCGACUCGUGACAAAUUCACCUGAUCCCAUGUAUGGUGGAGGUGGUGGCCCACCUGGACAUAUACCACAAAAUGGAGUAGGAUAUGAUAAUGUUGCUGGUCAACGUAAUCAAUAUCCACAGCCACCAACGGCACCAUUUAUGAUGCGUCCAAAACGUAGUUACAACAAUUUAGCCGCAGCACAAACGGCUGCAAUGAACAAUUCACAAAAUAACUUUAAUAACAAUAAUUAUGAUGACGGGGAAGAUCCAUAUGGUGUAGUGGCAGAUUAUACUACUGAAUAUUCAGAGUAUAGAUCUGAUACAACAGUAAUAAGUUCCUCAACGGCAGUAGCUUCCUCGACAGUAGCAGCCUCCUCAACAGCAGCUCCCUCAAGAUAUCCCCAACAAGAACAAUCACAAAUCCCGUCAAGAUAUCAACAAGAACUUUGA